This is a messenger RNA of Nerophis lumbriciformis (worm pipefish), 1546 nucleotides long. RefSeq names its product transmembrane inner ear (gene tmie). The record is from RefSeq and is a predicted model, not a curated record. Gene Ontology annotation, biological process: sensory perception of sound; inner ear morphogenesis. Lineage: Eukaryota; Metazoa; Chordata; Actinopteri; Syngnathiformes; Syngnathidae.
CUCCAUUUUACUAUGACACAGCAUUUUCUGUAUGAUUUGUUGAAAAACUUCACGCCGAACAAACCCUUUCAGGAAUGGACUUUUAGAAAAUAGAGUGACCACCUCAAGGCUUUGGGGAACGUUCCGGUGUUCUUGGAUUUCAAAUAAUUGGAAAAAUGGCAGAUUUGUAUUUUUGUGUUUUUGGGGUGACGACAGGGCGAUAUUUAACAUUGGAGUCGAUUAGAUAUUUGGCUGCCUUUUUUUUGGCGAAAUGGGACAAAUGUUCUCCGUAAAAGUUACAUUUUCUGAGAGAGGACGUGUGUGUCUACGUUUUCACCGAAACACGUGACACUGGGAUGAAAGAUGUGGCCGUGAGGACAGGUUGUUGGCAAAAAUAAAGUGUGUUUUCUUGCCCUCUUACGCUCUUGUAAAUUAAAGUGUACACCAUUCGCUUUAAUGGGGGAAUAUUGGCAACGCUUGCCUCCUUACGAUGGCCAUCCAGCCAAAACCAAAGCCAGGGAUUAAGUAGACAAGUGUGUGAACAAAAUUAGAUAUUAAACAUCGAGCUACGUGAAAGCAUGGCUGAGCUACAAGAAGAGCUUCUACCCACAGAUCCCCCAAAGAAGCCCGACCCGGUCACAUCAGAGACCGUCGUGUUUUGGGGGCUGCGCUUAUGGCAGGUCAUAGGCAUCUUCUCCGUCUUCGUUUUAGCGGUCGUGAUCACUCUGUGUUGCAUUUUCAAAUGUCGGAUCCCAAGGACCAAAAAGGAAAUCGAGGCACGUCAUGCACAAAGACAGGCCGCCAAGAAAUAUGCCAACACGUUAGAGACAGUUCCGCCUCUUAACGAGCUGACGGAGGUCCCUGGAUCGGCCAAAGCCGAGGACAAGAAGGAGGACGAGGAGGAGGUGGCCACCGUCUCCGGGAAAGUGGACGCCAAUCGAGGCGAGAGGAAGAGCAAGGAGGCCAGGAGGGAAGGAGGCAAGGGUGCCAAAGAAGGUAAAGGGGAGGAAAAAGGCGCGCCGGCGGCAAAAAAGGGCGAGAAGGGAGCGACCAACAAGGAAGGAGGGAGAAAAACUGCAGAAAAAGGAAGUAAAGGAGGAGGAGCCAAGAAAGCUCCAAAGUGAACUCAUGGACAAACAUGACAUUUAUGGCAUGCAUCCAAAUUAAUAUCUCGGGAAAGCAUCUUAACAAUAACACCUUUUAUUGUCAUGAUGCAACAUUAUAGACACUUGCUUGUUUACACAUAUGUACACUGCCCCCCCCCCCCCACACACAUCUCCAUGGCAACAGGCUCCACUUCGACAAGAUAAUAAACCACGUUAUAAGACAACACUUCUCUGCUUCCAUGAGAGGUUUUUCUUUACAAGGAAACUGAAUUUUAACUGUGUGCUUAUCAACUGGAAGAAAACACAAUCAUUUGAUACAAUCAGUAGAGAACACUGAAUUAGAUACAGAAAUGACGAUAAGGUGCUCGAAUACGCACAUCUUUGUUUAGUAAUAACGGACGUAAUGUUGUGGUACUGCACUGGUAAUUAAAGAUGUCUAGACAGAUGAUGCAUUUGACCAA